UCCGCGGAGCCCGACGCGGAAGUGCUGGCGGGCGCCGGUUGCCGGCUCGGGCGGCGGGGCACGUUCUCGAGGGGUCGCACCUGGAGGCCCGGGGCCGUCCGCCGCUGGGCCUCGGAGCCGAUGCCGGCCGCGCCCCGGAGCCCCCGCCGCGGGGCCGCGCCAUGAGCCUGCUGGGCGGCCCGGCUUCGGAGCCGCUGCAGGCCGGCAGGGCCAGAAUGAAGAAGCCCCCGAAGAAGAGCCAGAACGAGAAGUACCGGCUCAAGUACCUGCGGCUGCGCAAGGCGGCCAAGGCCACGGUGUUUGAAAAUGCUGCUAUCUGUGAUGAAAUUGCUCGUCUUGAGGAAAAAUUUCUUAAAGCAAAGGAAGAAAGGAGGUACCUGCUGAAGAAGCUGCUGCAGCUUCAGGCUCUCACUGAAGGGGACGUUCAGGCCGCAGCUCUGCCCCACGGCUCCAGUCUGCCCCUGGCUUACGGUGUGGCCAGCACAGUAGGAACUCUACAGGGAGCUGGGCCCAUUGCAGGGCCCAGCUCUGGGGCUGAGGAACCAUUUGGGAAGAAAUCCAGAAAGGAGAAAAAAGAAAAAGGCAAAGAAAACAACAAACUGGAAGUUCUGAAGAAAACAUCCAAGAAAAAGAAAAUGGAGGCAGGUGCUCGCAAGCUGGUCCAGCCCAUUGCCCUGGAUCCCUCAGGACGGCCUGUGCUCCCCAUCGGACUGGGGGGUCUAACAGUAUAUAGCCUGGGGGAGAUCGUCACCGACCGGCCUGGCUUCCAUGAUGAGAAUGCCAUCUACCCGGUGGGCUACUGCAGCACGAGGGUCUAUGCCAGCAGCAAGUACCCUGACCGGAAGUGUCUCUACACCUGCCAGAUCAAGGAUGGGGGUGUGCAGCCUCAGUUUGAAAUUGUCCCAGAAGAUGACCCCCAGAAUGCCAUUGUCAGCUCUUCUGCGGAUGUCUGUCACGCAGAACUGCUCAAGACCAUCAAUGCAGCCAUGGGGAAACUCACGCCCAACCUGCUUCCGUCUGGAGCUGACUUUUUUGGGCUUUCUCAUCCCGCUAUUCACAGCCUGAUCCAGAGCUGUCCAGGAGCUCAGAAGUGCAUCAAUUACCAGUGGGUGAAAUAUGAUGUGUGCAAGCCUGGAGAAGAGCAACUGCCCCAGGGGGUCCCGGAGAAUGACGUGACUGUAAGCUUUGAAGCCUUUCCGAGACAGACUUAUGAGGAGGAUCCUGACGACCCAAUUCUACAAGGGCCCCUGGACCUCCCGGAACUGCAGCCUGCGGCCUUUGAGUCCUACCAGUUCCUGACGCCUGAGGCCCUGGGGGCGCCUGCUCUGCUCGAGCACCUGAAGUCUCCCUCGCACUGUGGCCCUCUCAGUCCUCCAACUGAAGGGAAGGGAUCCCCGACCCCAGCCUUCUCACUCUGACAGCCGUUGUGGAGUGACAAUGUGGACACACUGUGUCUGCAGCUUCCUGGGGGGACUGUCCUGGGGAGAAACUUCAGCCGAUUUAUUUUUAGGAAUAAAUUUCUUUGACGCUUGU
Sorex fumeus (smoky shrew) is the source of this 1533-nucleotide messenger RNA. It is a transcript of the gene FYRD1, whose product is annotated as transforming growth factor beta regulator 1. Gene Ontology annotation, cellular component: nucleus. The record is from RefSeq and is a predicted model, not a curated record. Bases 162 to 1418 code for a protein of 418 amino acids. Gene Ontology annotation, biological process: regulation of cell cycle. Lineage: Eukaryota; Metazoa; Chordata; Mammalia; Eulipotyphla; Soricidae. The transcript is spliced from 9 exons.